AUGACAUUUGAUCCCAUUGAGAUACCCCUCUCAUUCUACGAGUGCUCAGAUCAGUUCAAAGCUGGGAGUGCAAUAAAACUCAUCGUCUGCUUCUUCAGCUACCAGAAAAACACCAGGGCAACAGUGGAGGACUUUGGUCAGGUGACAUAUUCUCUUCUCCUGGAUGCUGGUCGCACCAACACUCGGGCCCUCUUCCCAAAGCUGGGCGCUCCCUCAAUGCCAACCAGCGUCUUCUGUCAGGGGAAGCAUGUGCAGACCAUUCCAUCCAAAUUCCUGAGUGUGUGGAAGACUCUCUGU
Molecule: messenger RNA, 297 nt
Organism: Staurois parvus
Lineage: Eukaryota; Metazoa; Chordata; Amphibia; Anura; Ranidae
Source: the annotation of a GenBank genome assembly